AUGGGCCCAUCUUUCAGUAACUCGACAUUCCAGUCCAAAAUAACAGAGUCAGCUGAUAUUGUUGUUGGAAUAUGUUAUAUGGUAUUUGGAAUAUGCUCCUUGUGUGGGAACAGUAUUCUCCUACAUGUCUCCUACAAGAAAAAGAAUUUGUUGAAACCAGCAGAAUACUUGAUUAUUAACCUUGCCAUCAGUGAUCUUGGUAUGACUCUGACAUUGUACCCUCUAGCUGUAACCUCCAGCCUCUCACACAGGUGGCUGUAUGGGAAACAAAUUUGCUUGUUCUAUGCGUUUUGCGGGGUGCUGUUUGGGAUCUGCAGUCUUUCAACACUGACAUUACUGAGCAUUGUGUUCUGCCUCAAAAUUUGUUUUCCAGCUUAUGGGAACAGGUUCAAGAGAGAACAUGGACAAAUCUUGAUAGCCUGUGCUUGGACUUACGCAGCGGUUUUUGCCUGUUCUCCUCUAGCUCACUGGGGAGAAUAUGGACAGGAGCCCUAUGGCACAGCCUGCUGCAUUGACUGGCAUUCCACCAACGUAAAUGCCAUGGCCAUGUCUUACACCUUAGUCCUCUUCGUUUUCUGUUUUAUUCUCCCUUGUGGAGUAAUUGUCACUUCCUACUCUCUUAUUCUGGUGACUGUGAAAGAAUCCAGGAAAGCAGUGGAACAGCACGUCUCCGGCCCUGCCAGGAUGAGCAAUGCACAAACCGUUACUCUCAAGCUGAGUGUUGCUGUGUGCAUCGGAUUUUUUGCUGCCUGGAGCCCUUAUGCCAUUAUUGCCAUGUGGGCAGUUUUUGGAUCAAUAGAUAAGAUUCCUCCAUUAGCCUUUGCUGUGCCAGCUGUCUUUGCAAAGUCAUCCACACUCUACAAUCCAGUUAUCUAUCUCCUCCUGAAACCAAAUUUCCGAAAAACCGUCGCCAAAGACUUCACGGUUCUUCAACAGUUAUGUAUUAGGAGUUGUUUUUGUGUCAAGGCACCGCAGGACUACAGAUCAGCUGUGAACACCAGUCUGAGAACACUUAAAGGCAAAAAUGAAUCCAGCUGUAAUUCUCUGCCUGUUGUGGAAGAAUGUUCUUAUUUCCCCCAUGAAAAGCACAGUGAUACUUUUGAACAUUUUCAAAGCUAUCCAAAAUGCUGCCAGGAGAGGCCAAGCGCUAUAGAAUGCCCUCCUCAAGAAACUAUGUCCUUGGCAGCAACCUCCAAGCAAAAGUGAGACAGGCCAGUAAGAAGUCUGUGGGGAAUAAAAAGCACUGAAAUUGAUA
Molecule: messenger RNA, 1255 nt
Organism: Falco peregrinus (peregrine falcon)
Lineage: Eukaryota; Metazoa; Chordata; Aves; Falconiformes; Falconidae
Product: opsin-5-like
Exons: 5
Coding region: 1-1206 (401 amino acids)
Biological process (GO): visual perception; G protein-coupled receptor signaling pathway
Cellular component (GO): membrane
Molecular function (GO): G protein-coupled receptor activity
Source: RefSeq, a predicted model, not a curated record